Molecule: messenger RNA, 1086 nt
Organism: Triticum dicoccoides
Lineage: Eukaryota; Viridiplantae; Streptophyta; Magnoliopsida; Poales; Poaceae
Product: 23.6 kDa heat shock protein, mitochondrial-like
Exons: 2
Coding region: 67-861 (264 amino acids)
Biological process (GO): response to heat
Source: RefSeq, a predicted model, not a curated record
CUAGAGCAACUGCUCUAGUUGCUACGAGAAGGUUUCGGAAGUGUUCGGUUCUUUCCAGAGUUCCAGAUGCAUCUCCUUGCUUCUCUUGUGUGUUGCCGCUUUAUAAUGCAACCCGUCUCCGUGUGUUCAAGCAGAGCGACCAAAGAGCAAAGUGACGAAGAGCACACUGCAACUCACCGAGCAGAGUUUGUUACAGGACACAUGGCUUUAGCUCGCCUGUGCCUCAAGAAGGCCCUCGCCGGCCGCGCGGCAGCUAUGGCGAGGCCAGCGUCAGCCAGUUCUCACGGAGGAAUGGACCUCCGGUCCCUCUUCUCCUCCGCGGCAGCUGACAGCGCCGCGACCAGGGCUCCCCUGGAAGGAGAGACGAACCGCCGGGAGGUCGCCGUGGCGGACCGUUCCAGCUCUGCCACUGCUCCCGGGGGCCGUUGGCCUUGGAGAGACCUUCGGGACUUCGCGCCAUUCCGCCUCGUCAACGGGCUUGGGAGCGCGCUGUCGCACGUCGCGGAGACCCUGAGCCGGCCGCUGGAGCGGUGGCGGCCGCUGUUCGGGAAGGUGCGGGAGGACGAGGAGCGGUACAGGCUGCGGUUCGAGGUGCCGGGGCUGGGGAAGGACGACGUGCGGGUCACGGUGGAGGACGGCGCGCUGGUCAUCCGGGGCGAGAAGAGGGUGGAGGAUGAGCACGGUGGCGACGGCGAAUGGUGGUCGACGAGCAGCUACGGGUGCUACCACGCGAGCCUGCUGCUCCCGGAGGACGCGCGGGUGGACGGGAUCGCGGCGGAGGUGAAGGACGGCGUGCUGUACGUGACGGUGCCGCGCGUGCCCGGGAGCCAGAGGAGCGUCACUGAGGUGAAGGUGCAGUGAGAACGUCCGUCGGUCACCGCAUAGUGUAUCGGCUGCGCGCACUGCUGUGUUGUGCAUGCGUGGACACUUGUCUUUGUUUGUCUGUGUGGAUUGUGUACGUGUGCACGUAUGCUCUUUUCCUUUUCUAUUGUAAUAAAUGAUCGAUCCGACUUUAUUUCGUGCCUAGACCAUAUGAUGUAAAUGAUGUAAGGGCAUCUUCAACAGCAAUCCAAUUUUCCUUUUAUA